GUCGUUUUGGUAUUUUUGGAAGAGGGGGUCUAGUGAGCGAAGCUUCCAGGUUCCAGCAAAAUCGGAGAAUGGGAUAAGAGGGCGAAAAUAAAUACAAGUCGUGCAGGACAUGAGGAUGAGGGAGGGUUAGUGACUCGUAAGUUGUAAGGAUAAAGCGUGCGCUCGAAGCAAUUGAAACAAAAGAAUGGCUUCGAUUAACAUAUUCUCUACCAUUUCGCAUCCUUCACCUGAACUGCCCGCCGGCGUCCGAACCUCUCGGAAUCCAAUUGGCUGUUACCCCCUCCGGCGGCCGCGCUCAGUCCCGUUCGCCGGCAAUUCCUCUGGAAUUCCAUCCGAGAAGCCUGAAAUCGAGCUCGAAUUCAUUGGGCCGACGCCGGGAAGUGAUGGGUCGUAUCCUGUAGAGAAAGCUAAAGCAAUUAGUGGAGAGAAGCUGAUGAGGAACAUCAUGCUGGAUAACAAGAUCGAGCUUUAUGCCACGUAUGGGAAGGUGAUGAACUGCGGGGGAGGUGGUAGCUGCGGAACUUGCAUUGUAGAGAUUGUUGAUGGAACGGAUCUUUUAAAUGAAAGAACAGAUACUGAACUUCGGUAUCUUAAAAAGAAACCCGAAUCUUGGAGGCUGGCUUGUCAAACAAUUGUUGGAAACAAAGAGAAUUCCGGCAAGGUGGUUGUUCAAAGGAUUCCACAGUGGAAGAAGUAAUAAGCCAUGCCAAGCCUGAGAAAAGCGAAGCCAAGCAGCAUCUCUUGAUGCUCAGCCAAUAGCACCAUAUGUUUUCUUAUGGGAAGCAAGUUGUUUGAGUUGGAGGCGACAUGGGAAUAUUUAUGAUUUUAUGUGAGAUCUUGCCUGAAGCAUCACUGCAGGUCAUUUAUCAUAAUAAAGUGUUCGAUGCUUUAGAAUGUAAAUUCGUAGAUGUGUGUAAUGCAUUUUUCCUUCUAAUGUUAAUGAACGACUGCAUAAUGCUUUCUACAUGGUUUAUCCAUCACAAACAAAACUUCGAAAGCUA
Prosopis cineraria is the source of this 1001-nucleotide messenger RNA. Its product is annotated as photosynthetic NDH subunit of subcomplex B 3, chloroplastic. Gene Ontology annotation, biological process: P450-containing electron transport chain. Lineage: Eukaryota; Viridiplantae; Streptophyta; Magnoliopsida; Fabales; Fabaceae. The coding region runs from base 185 to 697 and encodes 170 amino acids. Gene Ontology annotation, cellular component: mitochondrion. The record is from RefSeq and is a predicted model, not a curated record. Gene Ontology annotation, molecular function: 2 iron, 2 sulfur cluster binding. The transcript has 6 exons.